Messenger RNA from Cryptosporidium ubiquitum, 2865 nucleotides. RefSeq lists its product as uncharacterized. The record is from RefSeq and is a predicted model, not a curated record. Bases 1 to 2865 code for a protein of 954 amino acids. Gene Ontology annotation, biological process: DNA replication; DNA replication initiation. NCBI's taxonomy places the organism in Eukaryota, Apicomplexa, Conoidasida, Eucoccidiorida, Cryptosporidiidae. Gene Ontology annotation, cellular component: nuclear origin of replication recognition complex; DNA replication preinitiation complex; nuclear pre-replicative complex. Gene Ontology annotation, molecular function: DNA replication origin binding. The transcript has a single exon.
AUGCAUAAACCAUUUGAUAUUUCAACUUUUAAAUAUAGAAAAGAAAGUACCAACAAACAGGCCAACUCUAUUAAAACAAAUACAAAUGAUAUAUUUACUCCAUUUGGGGUCUUGAGAUCAUUUAGUAGCCGUAAAGAUGAUUAUGAUUUAACAUUUAAAAAAUCAUGGAAUUUGUUUUUCAAGAAAUUUCUUAACAAUAUUAGACUUGAAAUGAGCAAUGGAAUGUCAAAGAUACUCGAAAAUAUUAGCUCUCUCGUAGAUGAUGGUAUAAAUUACGAGCUACAUGUUAUAGGAGCGUUAUCGGGGUCAAAUAAUUGCGACCACGUUAUUACAUUCAAUGUUUUGCAAGAAUUUCUUAAUUGUUCAGGCCAGCCAUAUACAAUAUUGUUAGACCACGAGAAAAUAGGUGUUGAAGGAUUGAGUAUAUCAAAAUUAUUGGAGACAAUCUGGUAUAUAAUUAAAAGUACAUUUUUAGAUUUGCUUAUUGAAGAAAUUAAGAUUAUAGAUUCAUGUAAAGAAUAUGAUUACGAGAACGGUUCGUUAAUUUUGAAUUCAAUGAAUCUAAAAGAUUCAAAGGCAGACUGUGAAGAAAAAUUAGUUAAUAGAGUUAAAAGGAAUAAAAGAAAAUGUAAAACUGAAAACUCAGUAGUAAAAGAAAUUCAGUUAGAUCUACAGAAUAGAAUAAUAAAUUUUCAAUUUACUCAAACUGACAAUAUAUACAAGCUGCCAUCUAUUCAAUCAAUUCAAAUGAAUUCUAAAGCUUCAAGAUUCUCUUUAUCAAAUAACAAUCAUAGUCAAAAAUACUUAAAUAUUAAUAAAGGCCUUAAAGUGGUUGGUUCAAUUUUUAGAAUAAAGAAAAAAAACAAUUUGAAUAUUAAACCCAUAAUUAUAUUGAUUCCAAGUAGUGAAUGUUUUUCACCAGGCCAACUUGGGCAGCUGCUUGAAAUGCUAUCUCAAAUUAAAGAAACUUAUAAAAUUCCAUUUAAAAUUGUUCUUGGUAUUUCAACAAGUACAUUAUACGUUCAACGUAUUAUUGGUCAAACCGUUUUUAAUAGACUGAAAUUUGUUUCCGUAAAGCUACUGGACUCAAAAAAAGUUUUUUUUCAAUCAAUAAUUAACUCACUAUUAUAUUUAGAUGAUUUUGAUUCAAAUAUUUUACUUAAAGGAAAUUCUGUGAAAUCACAAGAAUCAAAUUCAGAAAAUUUGGUUGAAUUAAACUACUUUUAUUCUAGUUCGAUAACUAAUUCCGAAACAGAGUUAUUCUCUUUUCCACUAAUAUCUACUGCAUGCAUAAAACACAUAAAAGAUAAUUUCUUUCAGUAUGAUUACAGCCUGACUUCUUCUUUAAAGACAGUUUUCAUUGUAUUUCAAUUUUACUUCACGAAUAACAAGUAUGAUUUCUUUUUUCAUCAAUUUAAGGAAAUAAAAAUGGAAGGCUUUGAUGAAGAUAUAAUAGAUAAAUUGAAACUCAAAUAUCAAAUUAAUAAAAGCAAGCUGCUGCCAGAGAUUGAUAACGAUUUAAAAGAAGCAACGAUAACUGAAUUAUCUCAACUUCAAUUGAAUUUAAAACUAGUCGCUCUAGGAAUAUCUAUUCUAAACAUCAUUUUUUACGAUGCUUUAAAUAUUUUUGAUAUUAACGAAAGAUACAACUUAAUUAUUGAAUGGUUGGAGAUUAUAGAAAAAAAUAGAAUUGAGGAAUUAAUUAAAAAAAUAAAUAGUUUAACAUGUGAUAUAAAAAGUAUUGAAAAUUCCACUUUAAAUAAAAACUCAGUUUUCUCAAAAAUAAACAAAAUUACUGAGUUAUUUUUAACAAAAAACAAAUCCUUGUUCGAAAAAAAAAAUCAAAUCCUUGGUAAUAAAGUUCUAUGGGAUAUCAAAACUUUUGAGUUCAAUAUUUCAAAACUCUUCAUUCCUUCAUUUGAUAGAUCAAAAUUUUCCGGGUACAUAACUGACAAUGUUUUUCAUUCAUUAAUUUAUGUAAAUUUUAACGUUUCUUUUGAACAUUUGGAUUAUUUUUUAGAUGAAAUGCUAACACCCAAUUUUAUUACAAAUAUAAUUGACGAUUUCAAUCAAACAGAUGACAAUGAAAAUAUUUCAGAUGACUUUUCGAUCAUUUAUAAAAUUUACAGUGCAAAUAAAGGAAAUAAAAUAAACUUGUUUAAAUUUUUUGCUACAUUUUGUAAUAAAAUAAAUGGUGAUUUGAAUAAAUGUUACAACAUUUCGGUUUCUAAAAAUCAACUUGAAAAAAUAAAUAAUGAACAAACAAGAAUAAAUUGCCUACCUGACCAAUAUAAGAAUUUAUUUAUUAGAUUCGUGCGAGUAAUAAAUACAUUUCAAAUUAUUGGGUUACUUUAUUUGCCAUUAAAAAACACAAAAGUUGAACAGGAUAUUUUUCGAACCAAUUCUGAUAAUAAUAAAGACCCCGAAAAAAAAUAUCAAUGUUUAAAUAAACACUUAGAUCAGUACUUCAAAUUUGCUCUUAGUAAUAUAUAUGCCCAUAAAUUAUAUUGGGGAAAUGAUAUGGCAAUAUCUGACAUAAGAACAAUUGAUAAGAGAAAUAAGCCCGAAACUCACUUAUUCGAUAAUGAAGAAUUCAAACUCUUGGAUUUUGCCAUAGACACAAAUAAGAUCAAUUCUAACAUUAAAUAUAAAAGAAAAUCCAUUUGCUCGAAUUUUAUUGAUGAACCGAGCAAAAAUAUAAACAUUAAGAAAAGCAAAUUGGAAGUCCUCAAAUUACGUGCUGCGGAGUCAAAUCAAAAAAAAAUAAUUGAAUUUAAAGGAAUUAAAAUGCAAAAAGCAAUAAAUUCUGCAAAUAAAAUAAAAAAUCUGAGAAAUUCAGCGAAUGAAAAACAAAUGACUAAUUAG